AUGCCUUCCCCACCCCCCAAGCCAUCUUCUCCUAUCCCCUUCCGUCGUAACCGCGCCCAAACCAUGGACGAAGUCUGGCCUCCCGCCAACCACCCUCAUCAGGGGUACCUCCCUCUCGAUGCCUUUGGCCUCAACUCUGUCCCUCUCGGUGCCAUCGCCGACAACUCAUCAUCCUCUUCGGCUGAAGCUUCGACUGAACAGAACGACGACCCGUUCUACACCACCUCGCCCGCCAAGCCUGCCAAUGGCCCUCUCCAUGUCGUCGACACAAUGCGCCUCCAGGUUGUCCGUGACCAGAAGGACAACACCCUCGGCAUGCGAGUCACCGAUCCCAACAACACCAUGGGAAAGGACGCCAAUGUCUGCGCUCCUCUUCCUCUCGGCAAGACCACUACUGGCAUCGCCUUCAGCGUUGGAUCUCCCCAGGCUAUGAACGAAGCGUACAAGCGAGCCGUCCAAAUUACCGACUCCCAGCGAAUCGUGGGCGUCAUGUUUGCCCCUACCAAGGAACAGGGCAGAGUCCGUGAUGUCGACUGGUCUGUCCUCGAGACUGCAAAGGAUCGCGAGAAGGACACUGUUCCGGCGCUUUCGACUGCUCGCACCCACGGCAUGGGUCACCGCCGUUCUCGUCUCCGCCACACCACCGCCAAUGCUUUUGGUGAGCCGCCCGUGUCUCCCAGCCCCAAGCGUGCCGAGAUGUCUGAGGACUCCGAGAUCGAUGGCGCUGGCAUCGACCUUCGCCAGAUGGUCAAGGAGAUGGCGCUGGAGGACAAGAAGAGCAACAAGUGA
Molecule: messenger RNA, 789 nt
Organism: Fusarium pseudograminearum CS3096
Lineage: Eukaryota; Fungi; Ascomycota; Sordariomycetes; Hypocreales; Nectriaceae
Exons: 1
Coding region: 1-789 (262 amino acids)
Source: RefSeq, a predicted model, not a curated record